Messenger RNA from Clonostachys rhizophaga, 1068 nucleotides. The record is from the annotation of a GenBank genome assembly. NCBI's taxonomy places the organism in Eukaryota, Fungi, Ascomycota, Sordariomycetes, Hypocreales, Bionectriaceae.
AUGAUCGAGCUCACGCCGGACGCGAACAGCAACUUUUUUGGUUGCCUGAUCAUGAUCAUCGUGGCCUCACUUUCCGUCCUCUGCCGCGUUCUGCUUCGGAUCAGCCUCGGCCAGAAAUUCCUCCUGGCCGAUUAUCUAUGCUUCCUUUCCCUUUUUGUGUUUGCUGGUUACUGUGGAUUAGUUUUCAAUUACAUUUUCAACGUUUCAGCAUCAGGCGCCUUCGAAGCUACAUUCGUCACGAAUCCGAAGGUAUCGAUGCAAGAGGCACAAGAAUUCAUGAAGAUAGGGUACAUCGCCGAACAUUUGUUCACCAUUAUUCUGACCUUGGUCAAAUUCAGCAUUCUAUCCUUCUACUGGACGAUUUUCUCCGUCAACAGGCUACAAAAGAACCUCAUCAUCGGCACCGCAUUCAUCACCUUCUUCGUUAUCUUCCUCGUCCAGUGCCGGCCGAUCAGCGCCCUGUGGUCAUCAUUCGGAUCUGCAGAGUUCUGCAUGUCGAUGCCCGAGCUGCUCCUUGGAUUCGAGCUCACCAACCUGUUCAUCGAUGUCGCCAUCCUCCUGAUCCUGACGGUCAUGGUCGGGAAACUGCGAUUGAACGCGAUCAAGAAGGUCUCGGUGAUUGGCGUUUUCCUGCUGGGUGCAAUGGUUUGCGUCACCAGUAUCGUUCGAUUGACAGCCAUCUGGAACCCACCAGACGUUAUGGCAAACUUCGAUACCGCCAAGGGAAUGCUCUGGUCGACGCUCCAAGUGGGAAUGGCCAUUGUCUGCGCGUGUCUCCCGACAUUCGGCCCCAUCUUCUCUGGUAAGAGCAAGUUCGGGAGCCAUGCCAAGAGCUGGUACGGGUCUCUACGGGACAAACGAACCCAGAACUCUGGAUACAAGAUGUCGGAUAACCAGAGUUCGAACGGACGACCCUGGGCGGACGAUGAGUACAGGUUUCAUGCAUCGUCCAGAGGCGGCUGGCGUGCUCAGGACGAUAAUGCGCACGAGACGGAUUCUGAUCAUAUUCCCUUGGACCCCUUACCCCAGAAGGGGAUCCGUGUACGGAAAGACAUAGACGUGAAUUAG